AUGGCCAUCCCACGGUUGAGGGUAAACGCGGCCUCCGAGGAGCGCCUCGUCCACCCGAAUCACAUCGUCUACCAGCGGAUGGAAGCCCUUGUGCAGCAAAUGCUCGACGCAGAAGCCGGUGUUCCCAUCAAGACCGUCAAGAGCUUUUUGUCCAAGGUGCCUUCGGUUUUCACGGGUCAAGAUCUCAUCGCGUGGAUCAUGAAGAACAUGGAAAUGAGCGAUUUGGCCGACGCCCUCCAUCUGGCGCAUCUGGUCGCCUCGCACGGCUACCUCUUCCAAAUUGAUGACCACGUGCUGACGGUGAAAAACGACGGGACGUUCUACCGAUUUCAGACGCCCUACUUUUGGCCGUCAAAUUGUUGGGAGCCGGAGAACACGGAUUACGCGGUCUACCUCUGUAAACGGACGAUGCAGAACAAGGCCCACCUUGAACUCGAGGACUUCGAGGCCGAAAACCUGGCCAAACUGCAGAAAAUGUUCUCCCGGAAAUGGGAGUUCGUCUUCAUGCAGGCCGAGGCGCAGUAUAAGGUCGACAAAAAACGGGAUCGUCUCGAGCGCCAGAUCCUGGAUUCUCAAGAGCGCGCCUUCUGGGACGUACACCGACCGGUGCCCGGAUGCGUCAAUACAACAGAGGUCGAUUUCCGAAAGCUAUCCCGAAGCGGCCGACCCAAAUACAGCCAGGGCCAACAUGCCGUCCUCAACAGCGCCAUUUCUCAAGGUGUCAGCCCGUACUCGAUCACGGCGGCCGUCGCGCACAGUACAGCGCCGUCAACGUCAAAUGGGACAACGAGCGCCCAAUCACAGCCUUCCACAAGCCAACCAUCAAGCGGGUCCAGCGGUUCAUUCCGGAAUAACAGCUACAACCACAGGCCGGGUCUGCGGCGAUGCACACAGGUGCAGGACACGUUGAAGCUCGAGAUUAACCAGCUAAACAAUCGGUUGUCGAAGAACGUGUUGCGGACGUCGAAAGUGGUUGAAAACUACCUAGCCUAUUUCGAGCACCGGCGGGUGUUCGACCCAUUCCUGACCGUGUUGGGCUCGACGAGCGACCCAUUCAAUUCACAGUACAAUCCAUGGAUCUCAGAUACCGUCGACUUUUGGCAGUACGAUAAAAUCACGGGCGACAUCUCGACGCGACGGUUGAAGCUGUGGGAGGAAUGCUUCGAGGAGCUGCUGUGCGACCCGUUGGGCCGGGAAACCCUGCAGAAAUUCCUCGACAAGGAGUAUUCCGGCGAGAAUUUGCGCUUCUGGUGGGAGGUGCAAAAGCUUCGAAAAUGUGCGUGCCGUAUGGUGCCGGUGCUGGUCACCGAGAUCUACAAUGAAUUUAUCGACAAGAAUGCUACGAGUCCGGUGAACGUGGAUUGCAAGGUGAUGGAGGUGACGGAAGAAAAUCUGAAGAACCCGAAUCGCUGGAGCUUUGACGAAGCGGCGGACCACAUCUUUUGCCUGAUGAAAAACGACAGCUACCAACGCUUCCUGCGCUCCGACAUCUACCGUGAUCUUGUGGCCCAGUCAAAGAAGAAGGCUCCAGUGAAGAUGUCGCGUGACAUCGGUAUCCGGUUCCCGAAUCUGCCCGGCUUCUCCGGGACCCGCUCGCUGCAGGUGCAGGGCAACAGCCCCCAAGCCCAACAACAACCACAACAACAACAGCAACAACAACAACAACCGCCACCUAAUGCCGGGUCCUCCUCCUGCUCCCCCACGAAUCCGUCGGCCGGUUUG
Molecule: messenger RNA, 1722 nt
Organism: Mesorhabditis spiculigera
Lineage: Eukaryota; Metazoa; Nematoda; Chromadorea; Rhabditida; Rhabditidae
Source: the annotation of a GenBank genome assembly